Molecule: messenger RNA, 8930 nt
Organism: Salvelinus fontinalis (brook trout)
Lineage: Eukaryota; Metazoa; Chordata; Actinopteri; Salmoniformes; Salmonidae
Gene: cbfa2t3
Product: CBFA2/RUNX1 partner transcriptional co-repressor 3
Exons: 12
Coding region: 1355-3286 (643 amino acids)
Biological process (GO): negative regulation of DNA-templated transcription; DNA-templated transcription
Cellular component (GO): nucleus
Molecular function (GO): transcription corepressor activity
Source: RefSeq, a predicted model, not a curated record
UAGUUUCAUGAGUUUCAAUAUGCGAGAAAAAAAUGGACUAUAUGGAGAUAAGACGCGUGCUGUCAAUUGUCAAUGCUAUUGCAGCAUCGAGCAGAAAUGUGGCUGUCAACUCGUAGGUCUGAAGAGAGAGAAAGAGAGGGAGAGAGAGAGCGAGAGAGAGGUUAGGAGCUCCGUACGCAUCCUGCUCCAGAUGGCGAUUUAAACGCAGACAGAAGGCUACAGAGGGAUAGAGAGAAUCACAAGACUGCACACUAGACCCGCGAGCUCAAAAUAAUCGAAAACUACAGAAUGAACCAAAACACGAAAUGAGCGAAAACAAAGACAACCAUUUAGGCGCUCGAAAUAUGAUAAAAGAUUUUUACUGACUGGAGUUGACAACAGCAUCUCAAGCCAAUUGUUUCAGUGGAAUGAGCGGUCCUAUAUGCCUGAACAGUUGGAUCGGUUGGCAAUGACGGUCUGAGAAGCGUGGUGUCUGCUGAGCAAAACCGAGUGAUUCAUUCAGCUUUGACAUGAUCAAACAAAGGGAGACUAAUUUUACGGACGUAUAAAGACUUGAUAUUGUAAAGUAAUUUGGACAAUUGUGUGCCAAACAACGGUUUCAAAGUCGUCUGCCGAGGAGUAGCAUUUGGAACAAGAGGAUCCAUGCCCAAAUGAAUUUCAUAUUUUUACGUUGGAUGUAGCCUACCGCGCGCAUCGGACAAGGAUUUGUGAAGUAGCCUAUUCUCUCUGACAAUUUUAAGAUUACACAAAAUAUUUAUUGUUUGUAUCAGUUUGCCGACGGUGAGCACAAAUGUUAAUACAUAGCUGAAUCAACUAUCACUGUGGUUUCUUUACUGUAUUAGCCCAUCCUUGCUAACAGAAAAUGAGAUCUAAAACAGCUCACAUUUAGAUAACGAAGAGAAGUUGUGAUUUCCCCCCCCCAAAAUCCAGAUAAACUGUUGGUUUUUACCAUCGACUGUAGACCAAAGACUUCUAUGUACUAAAGGAUCACAAAGCUCUGUCUAGCUUUGCGAUAUAGUUUUCAAUUUAUAUCUAAGAAGUGAAUUACCUCAUAAUUAAUUGAACCGAAAAGUCAACAACACCGCUUUGAAUCCAAAGGAACAUUUAUUUUUUUUUUGACUGUAAACGUGUCGAAUUGAUCAUUUUUUUCUCGCUCAAUAUCUUUCAUUAUCAAAGAGAAGGAAUAACACCUUUAUGAAUGGUGUUCAAUAUCUCCGAAGGCUUUAUCCUUUCUUCCAAAUAAUGAGGAUCGGGGCGUUAUAAUCGUCAUUCUUUGGUUUGGAUUAUCUUCGCUGCAAUUACCUCAGCCUGAACCCGACCUUCACAAAGUAGCACAGAACAGAAGGUUGGAACGAUGCCCGAUUCACCUGCUGAUGUCAAAACCCAGCCCAGGUUGACUCCGCCCACAAUGCCACCUCCACCCCCGGCCGUCAGCCAGGCACCCAAUCGCAACGCUUCAUUCACACCCACCACCAGUAGGUCAAUGCUGAACGGGAGCAGUCACUCAAGUCACUCGCCCACGUCGCUCAACGGGGCGCCCUCUACACCCAACGGCUUCAGCAACGGCCCCGCCAUGUCGUCCACUGCCUCCCUGUCCAAUCAGCAGCUGCCGCCGGCCUGUGGCGCCCGCCAGCUCUGCAAGCUCAAGCGUUUCCUCACCACGCUGCAGCAGUUCGGCAACGACAUCUCGCCCGAGAUCGGAGAGCGGGUCCGCAGUCUGGUGCUGGGUCUGGUGAAUUCCACCCUGACCAUAGAAGAGUUCCACUCCAAACUCCAGGAGGCUACCAACUUCCCGCUGCGUCCCUUUGUCAUUCCGUUCCUCAAGGCGAACCUGCCCCUGCUUCAGAGGGAGCUCCUCCACUGUGCACGGAUGGCCAAGCAGACUCCCGCCCAGUAUCUGGCUCAGCAUGAGCAGCUGCUGCUGGACGCCAACGCCAGCUCGCCCCUGGACUCCUCUGAGAUCAUGAUGGAGAUCAACGAGCAUGGCAAGAGGAGGACCCCCGACAGGACCAAAGACUCAGAGAGAGACGGGCACCACCCGGAGCACCUGGCCAAGCGGCCCUGCACCAUCAGCCCCAGCCAGCGCUUCAGUCCCAGCACUGGCCUGCCAGCCCACCCGCCCCCCAACGGCCUGCCCACGCACCCCCCCAACGGCCUGUCUCACCCCAACCCCCCUGCCCCCCAACACUACCGGCUGGAGGACAUGGCCCUGGCCCACCACUACCGAGACGCCUACCGCCACACAGCAGAGCACCGCGAGGCUCGGGACAGGCACCGGCAGACAGCCGUGCAUGGAGCACGCCAGGAGGAAGUGAUCGAUCACCGCCUGACAGAUCGGGAGUGGGCCGAGGAGUGGAAGCACCUCGAUAAUGUACGUGUUGCUGGGCUGCUCAACUGCAUCAUGGACAUGGUGGAGAAGACGCGGCGGUCUCUCACGGUGCUGCGGCGUUGCCAGGAAGCCGACCGCGAGGAGAUGAACCACUGGAUCCGACGCUACAGCGACGUGGAAGAUAUGAAAAAAGGUGGGAGCAACGGCCAGCCACGCCCUCCUCCUCUACCUCUACCUCCUCACAACUCCUCCUCCAACACUCCUAACAACGUCGAGACACAGCAGCCCAUAGAGAUUCAUAGGGACUUCCUGCACAGACCUGCGUCUGGCUACCUACCUGAGGAGAUCUGGAGGAAGGCUGGUGCUACAAGUAUCCCACUCUCCCCAGCACUGAAGCAACUCCAAAACAAGCAGGAGGAGGCAGUGAACGAGGUGAAGAGGCAGGCCAUGUCGGAGCUACAGAAGGCUGUGUCGGACGCCGAGAGGAAGGCCCAUGAGAUGAUCUCCGCUGAGAGGUCCAAGAUGGAGAGGGCGCUGGCCGAGGCCAGGAAACAGGCCUCUGAGGAUGCACUGACCGUCAUCAACCAGCAGGAGGACUCCAGCGAAAGCUGCUGGAACUGUGGACGCAAGGCCAGUGAGACGUGCAGCGGCUGCAACACGGCGCGCUACUGUGGCUCCUUCUGCCAGCACAAAGACUGGGAGAAGCACCACCACGUCUGUGGCCAGGGUCUGCAGGGCCUCCCCGGGGGCAGCAGUGUUCCUCUGGGCACCCCUUCCUCCAGCGCACCCCCUACACACUCAGAGAGCACCCCCCCUGGUCCACUCUCCCUGCCCGGCCAGACCAGUGGUGGUGGGGGUGGCAGUCUCUCCGGGAGUCCUAAGGAGGCUGGCUCCAGCAGUGCCUCACGCUCCACCACCCCAGCGACCCCUGCACUGCUGGACGCCACCUCUCGCUGACCCCGCCCUGCCACGCCCAGUCACUCCCACUGACGCUACAGUACAGCUGCCAGCCAUCCUAAACGAACAGAGGAAUCUCCAUCGAUCGCACUGCACCCUUUCCUUCUUCUGUACGGCAUCUGUAGGGGUCCUACCGUGAAUACUGCACCCUUUCCUUCUUCUGUACGGCGUCUGUAGGGGUCCUACCGUGAAUACUGCACCGUCGACUACUUCUUAGCUACCUGAAGAGCUCGUUUUCUCCUCAACGUCCCCCCAAAAAUCGUUCUGACUGUCUCCCAGCCGCACAGACUUUCUCUCUGUCAAACUCGAAACUAGUCAAGGGGUCCACUGUUGUGUUUAGCAUGGCUAGGGCUUACUUUACUGAAUGCUCAAAAUAAACCAAUGCAGAAGCAGAACUUCCUCUCUAUUACAAAAAAAAAAAACCACACCAGACUUGGUUAUUGAACUCUGAUAAUGUCAUGUGAAGAUAAGCUUUGUUAUAUGCCAGACCAACACGUGGCCUCAGUAACAUAAGCCCAGUCAGUGCUGUGUAUGUCGGGGGCUUGCAUUGCAUGAGACCCGUUAUGGUACCACACGUAUUGUGAAGAAGAGAUAUCUGAAUUUAGCACUUGGAGAGGAUUUCCCUUUAACGCAGCAGCAGUGGGAUGACUCUUAACCCCCAGCAUGUGCACUAACAGCCCAGACCUCUGAGAGAUGGAUAGAUAGAUGCGUCUAUAGAACAGGCUCCUCUGUGUACUGGGCCAUGGACAUGUUCUGAUUGAGGUCCCCUAUCUAAGAAGCCAGACACCAGUCAGGAAACUCCUCUUCCGAUGGAGGAGAGGGGAUAAGAUACACUCAUGGUGUGAUUUUUUUUCUCCUCAGAAACUCUUCCAUAAUACGGCUAAUUAUUUAUCUAAUGAUUCAUUUUUGGGCUUUAAGGAAGACAAAGAAAAGUCCAAAUAUUCUAAACAAAUAAUAAUAAGAAAAAUCAUAAAAAUAAAAAAAAGUUAACUACCUUGCUAGCGAGCCAAGAAAAUGACACCGGACUCACCUCUCUGUACCGAUGUGAACCCAAAUUAAUUCAAAGAAGGGAAAAACAUGAUCCAAACCUUUUUAUUACACUGCCAAAGUUACUAAGAGACAAGGAGAAGCACUCAUCUUGUAACCAAACGCAAGCAACUUCACCUCCUCAGCAGCAAAGCUUUGGGAGAUAAAGGCUGUAGAGCAACAACAGGAGUCACACAAAAACUCUAUAUUGAGUGUACUGUAGCUGACCUCUGUCAGCCUGAAAAUACCCACAGUGAUCCACAGAGAGAAAUCCAGAGCAAACAUUUGAACCGCCUGCCACAAAAGACAAUUGAAAUGGAAGGACGAACCACUGAAUGUGACAGUGAUUUAUGUGAAUGGCAACGGAAUGGACAAAGAAGCAGCUACUUGGCCUCAAAAAGAAGAUGAAAGGCAUUGGAACUGCCAAAAAGAACCUCAAAAAAACGGAUAACCUGUCCAAGCAAGCAUUGUACAGUACGGAUAAGACUUUUGUUCCUAAUUAUGUUUUUUAACUCUAUCAAGAGGAUACAUUUCAGUCGUACCUUUUCACCCUCCUUUUCCAAAGCAUGACAAACAGACUAACGAGCCUCAUAAGCGGUGUAGACUCAGUUCUCUUCUCUCUCUCUUUCUACCUCCCCCCCACUUUCCUGUAUGUUCCUCCCUAAAACUCUCUCGUUCCUCAGUCAGCCCUACCCCCUUUGGACAUAACCUCUGAGCAGAUAUCUGGGAAGGGAUCAAACCUGCUUGUAGAUAUUCCUUUCUUUGUUUCUCGAUAAAAAAAAAUGGUCUCUGUCUCUGGUGUCCACCUGUGCUGCCCUUGUGCGUUUUCAGAAAGAGGGACUUUUCUUCUUUUUAAGUUUGGACAAAACAUUGAAGCAGGAGCAAAGACACUCUAGGAGAGAAAGCCCCAUGUUGUACUUAUUGUUCAAUUUGUUGUAUCUUUAUCAAUGAAAAGAAAAUCCUCUUGUAGAAUAUUUUAUAUUGCUCGCAUUGUAAGACAGUGAGAGGACAGAGGUGCAAUAUGAAGAGAAUUCAGCUACUGGGUGGAACCUCAGCAACUACCCAUAGGGGGUCAUAUAAUAUAGAUACAUAUAAAUAUAUUUAAAAUAACAUCAGUAACUUAAUGUGAAUGUACAUAGUAUUUAAAGAGGUCCAAAAAUGUGUUUGCCAAAUAACAGAAACCUUUAAAGUAAUGUACAAUGUCCAGAAUAUGAUUUCUUUCCAGUUAAUUUUUUAAUCAAAGGAAUUUUCAUUUCUCAUAAAUCCUUCUUUUCUACCAGAUUAGCAAAGUCUGUUGAGUGUGCAAUCUCAAAAAGAUGUUAUGAGGAGGGAUGUUGGCAGCGAUAGUGGUUUUCUUCUGGAGUCACAGUUCUUAUAGCUCCCCCUGUGAUUGAUGGCAGCGUACUCCACUGACUCCCUUCAAGAGGAGCCAGCUAUAGCUCUCAUGACAGGCCCAAGAUGAUGGUUUUAAAGAGGAGAAAGAGAGGCUUAUCACACAUUGAUUCUAAAAGCGUCCUAGCAUGAGGCUAAAUUACUCCACUACUCUGGAUAUUGGAUUCAAAACGCAACAACUUGUGCCCAAAAAGUUAUCUGUAUCUGUGUGAAACAUUGCCAUCCAUUGGGCUGAAGUGCCACUGCAGUGGGCCACACUGAAACCCCUGUGGGUUGCCCUCAAAACAAAGCCAACACACUGGUCUGGAAGUCCGAAGCUUAACCUAACCAUGAUACUGCCCAAUCCUUUCACUGGUUAUUUUUUCUUACUCUGUCCAUAGAUUAGUUUGUGAAGAUGCAGUCUCAGUCAUUUAUCCUCAUGUAGGGUUCGUAUCCUAGCAAGGCGAAAAGGACUCAGAACCUGGGAGAGUUGGAACAGAUGUCUUCACAAUCACAGGCUAACAAGGAGGAAUGCCAUCUCAUACAGUAAUGGCAUCACAAGCUAUAAGUUAAAACAUAAUUUAGUUAGAAUUACAAGCUCAAAUGGCUUUCAAACGUAGCAUUAAAUCGGGGCUGUACCUGCCAUGUUAAAAUGAAUGAUAUAACAAUCCCUAACCAAUUGGCCACAUAACUCUAAAAUGGACCAAGCUGUUGUGUUGUUUUAUCGUCUACUGUUACAAGUAUGGUCUGCCAGGCUCUUUCUCAUUUAAAACCCAGAGUGACAUAUUGACGCAGAAACGAUUAGAUGUCUAUUAGCAUUGACAGUGUGUUUAAUGUAUCACAUAUGUACAUGAUCUAUUUUCCUAUAUGUCAGUAUCGAAAAGUAAUAUAUAAAUCGUUCAAAUGUGACAAGCUGCGAGGUACCCUGCAUCUGCGUGUAUAUGUGUGUCGUAUGUUAUUACCGAUGUAUUGAAAUGACUUCAGCCUGUUUGUGUUUCUAAACCUCUUCAGCCCUCUGCUCUUUAACCCCCACCUGAACAUCCCUCCUGUCUCCUGACCCACCACAAGCUACCUCCUGUGACGCUGCAGCACAUGACUGGGAGAGGUCACUGAGCUUUGGGAGCAGGGCUGCGAGCAGACAUGCAAACUCACACAAACAUCAGAGCAAAUAGGAAACAAACCCGAAUGAUCUAAUACUGAUAACUUUACAAUGUGAAUAUUUUCGCACCUCAACUCUGUCAGUCAGAAAUAGUGAUCAAAUGAGGAACACUCAGAUGAUUUUGAUUCUAGACUCUCUACGUACACAACACUGUUCAGGGUUCGAUAUACAGUUAUUCCUUCCAUACCCAAGCUGAACGUAAAACCAUUACAUGCCAUUUGUAGUCCAAAACAAAUAAAAGCACAGACCAAAGUAUUUCUGCACGGCAGUGGAUUUUGAAAUUGUGUAGAGAAAGACCAGAAAUAAGGAGGCUUGAGGCCAACUAUACCUGUUAACCAAAGUGUCUGAAAUAAACACAUGCUCAAAGCACAAGACAAAAACAAACAACCAACGCAUCUGUGAAGGUGGAGAUUUGUAGAUUAUUUAUUCAAGCAAUCAAAGCGCUUGUUUCUACAUAUCUAAUGCCUCAGAUAAGACUACAGAAACAUCUCCGGAAUGCGUAAUGAUUGCUUUGAGUUUUCUUCCUAAGCCUUGCUUACAGAUGGAAUAAAUGCAUGGUGUGUGUGUGUGUGUGUGUGUGUGUGUGUGUGUGUGUGUGUGUGUGUGUGUGUGUGUGUGUGUGUGUGUGUGUGUGUGUGUGUGUGUGUGUGUGUGUGUGUGUGUGUGUGUGUGUACUUGUUUUUCUCUUUUCACAGUUUCUCUGUACAAACUACUUGAACCUUCAGAGCUUUAAUGAAACAUCUCAGUCAGAAUAAUGGCAUAGAAUUCUAAAGAUGUAGCAGUGCACUGAGAGGGAAAGACAGAGUGAACUCACCCACCAUAUUAUCCACAACAUUACUGUAGGUUUUGAUGACAUUUCAAUACACAUUAUCCUUUAAUGCUCUCUGUGUGCUUUGCUUGUCUGUGAAUCAACCCUGAAACACAAUAACUCUUUGAUUUGUCACAACUUGUGGCAAAUGCUAUUUUUAUUGACCAAAAAAAAAUGUGUGUUUGUAAUAUCUAUCACACCAUCUCUCUCUUUCUCUGCUGUCCCUUCUUUAGCCCAGCAUUGGGGCACAUGUUCUUUGGGCAGGUCUGUACAGGGGUUGAUGCUGUUGGACAUUUGGCCAUGUAAGCUGUCACUAAAAGGACAGCUGAAGUAGAGUUAGCAUGCUGAGUUCCUGUUCUGUGUGACCCACUGGAGAGAAAGUUAACUAAUUCUCUUUUUUCUAUGACCAGACAAGGUCAACAAGGUUCCUAAAGUGGUAUGGGCUCUGAGGAAAGGAUUUAGGUUCUGGACAUGGACUAAUGGAAGACCAACUGUGUGUGGAGUGUUCUAUUUCAUUCAUGCCCUGUGAUGACUCAUGUCAUAAUGGGGUAUUAGGAGGACUGUUCCUGCCUCUGAUGUAAAAUCUACAUAGCCUGGAGGUCUAUGCCUCUUAUAUAUAGAUAAAGACUGUCAUUCAUUCACACAUACAGACCACUUUCUUAUCUCUUUAGGUUUUUAUUACGGCAUACAUGAAGAGGGCAAAUUCUGUAUUUUCGAUGGCAAAUACUAGCAUGUUGGCAUCAGCCUCUCCCUAACCAUUUACCACCAAUCUAUCAAUGGAGUUUCCUGGCUCAUCUGAUUUUAGCGAUUGAUUGCCCUGUAAAGCCCGCACUGAUACAAAGCUGAUUUGGCAAAAGUGGAUACAGCUCUUGGUCUCCCCAAGCCAUGGUAGGGAUGAAAGUGUUUUGUUUUUGUUUUUUUACAUUAUUACUUCAAGACAAAGACUUGGUUUUAUAUGUGUAGGGAAGCAUUAUAUACUGUAUUGUGCAAUACAUUAUUACAGAAAAAAAAAGUUUCUGUAGGAAAGGUUGUCGCUUUGAAGAAAAAUGUAUUUUCCUCUUUAAGGGUCCUAUUACCAUUCUUUAGAUGAAGUGAACUGUGCCAGAAGAAUUUAAUUCUGAUUUUUAUUUAUUUAUUGCAUGCUUUCCUUCCCUUUUUGCUAUUCCCCUUCUUUAACUGUGCGCUAUGUUGGAUGUGUGAAGCUGUAAACAUUCUAAUUCAGGUUAUCGUCUGUGUUGAGCUAUGUAACUGCGUAAUUAAACAUAAAAUGAAAUAUCAAA